AGUUCUUAUACCGCUGCAUUACUGACCAGCAAAGUCAGAAAUCAUAUAAUACACUUAUAAAUGGCGAGCGCUACAAUGCUUAAUUGCACUGCGAGUGUGGGCAUGCAGCGAUCUACUCUGCUAGGGCAGAGGAGGGUCACUCUCCCCACAAGGAUCCGGAGUGGAAGGAUCUCGAGGUCACUGUCGGCAAGGACGCAGGCAUUGGCAGUCGGCGACAAGCUGCCAGGCGACAUCAAGCUCAACUACUUCGAUAAGGAGAACAACAUGCAGGAGAUCAGCGUUGAGGAGCUCACAAAGGGCAAGAAGACGGUCAUCCUGGCAGUGCCAGGGGCGUUCACCCCAACUUGCAGCCUGAAGCACCUGCCUGGCUUCGUGGAGAAGGCGGAAGAGAUCAAGGCAAAGGGCGUUGACACGAUUGCAUGUGUGGCCGUCAACGAUGCCUUUGUGAUGGACGCGUGGAGCAAGAGCGUGGAUGUUGGCGACAAGAUCCUUAUGCUCGCGGAUGGCAGCGCCAUUUUCACCAAGGCAAUUGGCGCUGAGUUGGACCUGUCAGACAAGGGGCUGGGCAUCCGCUCGCGCAGAUUCGCCCUGCUGGCAGAUGACGGCGUGGUGAAGGAGCUGAACCUUGAGGAGGGAGGUGCUUUCACAGUCAGCAGUGCAGACACCAUCCUGGCCGCACUUUAAAUUUGCGGCUCAGCUCAGCUCCCUUGCACUCCUGCAAGCAGUCCGCCAACUUGCUCGAGAUGGCCAGUAUAAAACACUUCAGGGCACUUUUGUGUUGAUACUGAUCAGCAGCCGAGCCUUGCUGUUGAGGACGAUAGGACCUCUUGCGAGCGUGCAGGCCUCUAUAAGAUAUAAAGUACAUAAAAAAUACAGAAAAAUAAGCGCCCACAACAGAUCCUUGAGCUGUGCAUGUGCAUGCAGUGCAGAGAUCGCAAGUGAAGGGUCUUGCAUUCUACACAGAGUGUCAGUGUUUGAGAGGAACCUUGGGUAUUGGGGUUGGCAUGUGUGCGGCACGUUGCUGAUGAAAGCAUGAAGAGGUUGUGCAAAUAAUCGUCCCCACAUCGGCACGGCACAGUUUUGUAGGUUGUAGAGAGGAUGACAUGCAGUGUUGCUUUUUCCAGCAAGAGUGGAGCCCUUGAAACGAACAGGAGGCAUAAAGAGCUGUGAAACUCUUCACAGCAAUAUAGGUGCCACUGGCUGGCAUCAGCGUUUUCUCAAAUCCCACCGAGGGUGUAAGCUUGGAUUGCUGCAU
This is a messenger RNA of Coccomyxa subellipsoidea C-169, 1255 nucleotides long. Its product is annotated as Redoxin-domain-containing protein. The transcript has 6 exons. Gene Ontology annotation, molecular function: thioredoxin peroxidase activity. Gene Ontology annotation, biological process: cell redox homeostasis; cellular response to oxidative stress; hydrogen peroxide catabolic process. The record is from RefSeq and is a predicted model, not a curated record. The coding region runs from base 61 to 684 and encodes 207 amino acids. NCBI's taxonomy places the organism in Eukaryota, Viridiplantae, Chlorophyta, Trebouxiophyceae, Coccomyxaceae. Gene Ontology annotation, cellular component: cytoplasm.